AAUAUAAGAAGACAAAUACAACUAUCAAAAUGGCGGCGCCCAUGAUGACUGCGAUUCGAGCAGUCGUAUGCAGAUAUCUCAAUAAUCACAUUUCAAACCAAUCCUUGGUGCUAUGCAGACACCAACAAAGACGAUGUAUGCAGUCAUUAUCAGAAAUGAAGAAGUUUUACAAACAAGCUACUAUUGCUACAGCUGAUGGUUGGUACGAAAUUAACCUUGACAAACGGAAGUUGAGAACACCGACUGGCAACAUGUUCCGAGUGCCAAGUGAACCUCUAGCCCUCGCAGUAGCAACUGAGUGGAAUGCCCAGGAGAAAGUCAUCAAACGGAGCACAAUGCAUCUGAAUUCCUUGUGUAACACAGCUUUAGACAACCCAAUGCACAGGACACGAGAGGAUUUGACGGAGUCGAUCAUACACUUCCUGGAAACAGACACAAUAUGUUACAGACUGAAUGAUCCUCCAGAACUGAUGACCUUCCUGGAAAAGGAUUGGGACCCCGUGCUGGACUGGGCCAGAGAGAGAUAUGGCAUUACAAUAGAACCUACAUCCUCUAUCAUGCCGCCAGAAGUUCCAGCUGAGACCAAAGACAUAAUAAGGAGGCAUUUAAUGUCUUAUAGCGACUGGGCUUUGUUUGGGUACUACUAUGCUGUGGACUCCAUCAAGUCUCUGUUGAUCACCAUGGCGCUGGUGGACCGGUUCAUCACUGUGGAGAGAGCUGUAGAUCUGGCCCGACUGGAGCAACAGUAUCAGACCCAGCGCUGGGGCAAUGUGGAAUGGUACCAUGACAUGGACAUUUUAGAAAUGCGUACCCGAAUGGCAGCAGCAACUCUAUUUGUACACUGGUGUUGUGAGAAUUCCACCAUCAAACAGAAGGCGGCCAUUGUCAGAUAGUGCUUGUGGUGACACAUAGAUGUGUUUGUGAUAUCUCCAUGUUCAUGCGGACUCCCCUCAGUGCAUCCGUUACAGUGAAUACUUUGAAAAACGUAUCAGACGGAAAUGGAUCCUUUAUUAUAAUUAUUGUUUGAUUGUUGCUGAAGACGAGGAGUCACAGUUUCAUGUGUGUACAGCAUUUCAGCCUCUGACUUGAACAAAAACACAUAAGUAACAUGGUUCCAAUGACCCAAGGAUAUUUGCACAAUUUCUGUGCUCAUCCUGACAAUUUCUGGAUAUUCAAGAUGAAAUUAUUACUUGUAUUGUACCUGGAUGUCCCCAAGAAAGUGUGGGUACAAAAAAAUAUUUGCUGAUCCACCUUUACUGUAAAAGCCAUAGUAAUUGGAAACUAUGUAUUUUAUAUUAAGAAAUGUUACCAUGCAGGCUGCAUGUGACUAGAUCCUGAAUAAAUGCAGUAAACCCAUUUA
Messenger RNA from Haliotis rufescens (red abalone), 1360 nucleotides. RefSeq names its product ATP synthase mitochondrial F1 complex assembly factor 2-like. The transcript has 8 exons. Lineage: Eukaryota; Metazoa; Mollusca; Gastropoda; Lepetellida; Haliotidae. The record is from RefSeq and is a predicted model, not a curated record. Gene Ontology annotation, biological process: mitochondrial proton-transporting ATP synthase complex assembly. The coding region runs from base 30 to 893 and encodes 287 amino acids. Gene Ontology annotation, cellular component: mitochondrion.